AUGGCGCACACAAUCGUACGAUCGAGACCUAGUGUCGCCAGUAUCUUGACUUCUUCGCGUGGCCUGCUUCCCUCCCUCUCGAUACCCACGACGUUGCUGCUGGCCGCGACUCUCCCCAUGGCUUCCGGACACGACCACGAUUCUACCAAUAUCCCCGAGGGUGAAACCAUCUCGAUAGAUCCAAUUGAUACGACAUUAUGGAUUCACAUUCUCAUCCAAACCUCUGCCUGGGGAAUCAUCUUCCCUAUAGGCAUGGUUCUCGGUAUUGCCAAGAACCGAUGGCAUGUCCCCGUUCAAGCUCUCGGAACUAUCCUCUCGCUGUUGGGCUAUGCGCUCGGCCACAUGCAUGGCGGUCGUGAAUUCCUCCACUCCAACGUCCACUCCAAGUUCGCCACCCCGCUCAUGUUCCUGCUCUUCGCCCAGGUCAUCAUGGGAAUCUACUUGAAGCUACAUCUGGAGAAGGGCAUCAAUGGCAAGAUUAGACGCUUCGUGAAGCUGGGACACGGCAUUGUUGGCAAGGCCAUGCCAGUCCUUGCCUGGACCCAGAUGAUCUUCGGCGGCAUUACUGCCCUCGGCUUUUGCCAGGGCGAGCAUGUCGGUCAAUGUGCUGCUCAUUUCAUCAUGGGUGGUGCCUUUAUCGCUUACGGUAUCAUCCUAACCAUCGUCCUACUCGUCGGUCAGAUCUGGAUGCGCCGCACCGGCCGCUCCCAGGAGUUCUUCGACAGCGCCGUCAUUGCCGCCUGGGGAUGCGUCAACACAUUCACCGAGCACCGCUGGGGGACCGCCUGGGUCAAGAAUGACUGGCAGCACACGACCAUGGGCGUAAUCUGGUGGGCCGCUGGUCUUGCUGGUGUCUGGUUGAGCAAAGAUCGUGACGGCCGGCCUCAGCGCAACUUCAUCCCCGGCUUCGUCAUCCUUAUCACUGGCUGGGGUAUGAGCUCUCACCCUCAGGAACUCAUGACUAGUGCCAUGACACACAAGAUGUUCGGUUACACCCUCAUGGCAACUGGUCUUACUCGUAUUAUCGAGGUUUCCUUCGUCUUGCGCGACCGCCAGGGGAUAGCUGAGAAUGGUCGUGAGACCAAUAGCUUUCAAUAUGUUCCCGUCUUCCUUCUCUAUGCCUCGGGUUUCCUCUUCAUGGGUGCUACGGAGGAGCAGAUGGCCCUUGUUGCCGGCUCCAGCAUGGAUGCAGUGUCCUACAUCCUGAUCUUAUACUCGCUCGCCUUCCUGGUUUUCCUAUUCACCAUGAUACUUGUACAUCUCUACGACCGUAACGCCAAUGUCGACGAACUAGCAAAACCCGAAGCCAACGGUCGUCUGGGCCCGCGUCUCAACGGUCACGUCCCCGUGCGGGAUGCUCAGGAAUUCGAGCUUGAGGGCUUGAUGAGUGAUGACGAGGACGACGCAAGGCGAGAUCGCGCUCACGCUCAAAUGCACGGACUUGAUGAUGACGACUUAGAGAGCCCAAGCACGUUGGGCAAGAACGAAGAGCGUGUUGCCCGCUGA
Molecule: messenger RNA, 1506 nt
Organism: Truncatella angustata
Lineage: Eukaryota; Fungi; Ascomycota; Sordariomycetes; Amphisphaeriales; Sporocadaceae
Exons: 4
Coding region: 1-1506 (501 amino acids)
Source: RefSeq, a predicted model, not a curated record